Metopolophium dirhodum (rose-grain aphid) is the source of this 1521-nucleotide messenger RNA. RefSeq names its product prostaglandin G/H synthase 1-like. The record is from RefSeq and is a predicted model, not a curated record. Gene Ontology annotation, molecular function: peroxidase activity; heme binding; prostaglandin-endoperoxide synthase activity. NCBI's taxonomy places the organism in Eukaryota, Metazoa, Arthropoda, Insecta, Hemiptera, Aphididae. Gene Ontology annotation, biological process: response to oxidative stress; cyclooxygenase pathway. Gene Ontology annotation, cellular component: neuron projection; cytoplasm. The coding region runs from base 1 to 1521 and encodes 506 amino acids. The transcript has 7 exons.
AUGGUUCGUGUUUUUGUGAAGAAUUUUUGGAAGAAAUUUGCGUUGGCUAUCGACCACCAGAGACGACUCGGAUAUUGCAAAGAGAUAGACAGUUUUAAGUGUGAGAACGGCGGAAUCAGAAUGUACAGCAAGGAAAAUGGAUUAUCGUGCUGGUGCACUUCAGACUACGUUGGCGAACACUGCCUCCAUCAAAGUGCUGUGGAAAGAUUAGAAAACGUGUUCGCUGGUGCCAACAACGGUGGAUACGGUCCCAGAAUAUUGCCUCCAGCAUGUCCACUGGAAUGCUGUGCGAACGACAAAACUUUACCGCCGCUGGAAACACUUUACAGCAAAAUCCUCAAACAGAAACCCGGUCAGUUCAUACCGGGUCGGAAGAAUAGAAAUUUACUGUUGGACGCGUUCUACCAAUAUUUCGUUUUGCAAUUUUCCGACGCAAAUUCGAACUUGACGGUAACGGGUUCCCAACUGUACGGCAGUGACGCUGCGCCGGAGAGGUCGAUGAGAUCGUUUUCCGGCGCUAAGCUCAAGACAAGGGAAAUUAAUUACAAACAUUUUGUGACGAACCAUGCGUUCGCACCAUACUUAGAUGUAUACAUAAAGGCGUUGACAAAAGGCAUUUCGAUCGACAGGUCGUGGCCCAGUAGAAUGAUCGCCCGGCAAUUCACACGGAUCGAGACGUUGAGCACCGGCACAAUGCUUCACGUACUGUCGAUCCUCUGGGUACGUGAACACAACCGAGUGUGCGACCAGUUGUCACAGAAGUGGCCGUUGUGGACACACAAAGAACUGUAUAAUAAGGCCAGGAAGAUUAUAAUCGGUCAAAUGAUGAAUAUAAUGAUGACUGAAAUUCUAAAUGUGGAACUCAGACCGGAAGUGUACCACCAUCGAAUGGAAAACAUCCGUUGUUCCGGCAAGCCUAUUGAACUGUAUUUGACGAUGGCUGUUUCAAAUUUGCCGGAAAAAUUACAAUACAGCUCAUCGAAUUUGACGCCCUAUAGUAACACCAGUCGAGUUUCUGAAGCUGAUUUAAAAGACUCCCUGCAAUUAAUGAUGAGUUCAAAGAUGCGUAUUGUCAAGGCCCACGAUGACGGCCCCUUGACGGAACGGCUUACCAAGACACUUAUGACACUCUCGAGAGAACAAUGUUUACAGAGUUUCAAUAACUACAGAAGACGGUUAGGGCUGCCCGCUUACAACAGCUUUUUCGAUCUGACCGGAAACGUCGAAACCGCAACUGAAUUGGAAAAAUUGUAUAGUACCGUGGAGAAGGUGGAGUUGUUAACCGGCGUGUUGACGGAAAAAUCCAGUUCCGGAGUUCUACCCACGGCCAAAGUCUUGUCUAACAGUUUUAUCAUUAACGCAAUAUUGACAAAUAGUCUUACCACCAAACAAUCGUGGACACCGGACACGUUCGGUGGAGUCGAAUUUUUUAAGUUGGUGAAGUCAACCAGUUUAGAGUCGUUGGUGUGUCGAAACGUGGACAAUUGCGACGAGUUAAAAAAUCAUCGUUACGCGAAAUAA